UUUCGAGUCCCAACGGCCUCUUGGCCGGGCCGACCCCAGCCUUCCCUCCCGAGGCCUCGCGCCUCGAGCCUCGGUUUCCUCCUCCGUCUCCUGUCUUGGGAUAAUCCCCACAGGAAAUAAUUUAAACCAAAAUGGUUUUCAAAAGAAGACUGACAAGAUCUAGUGGUAAAGAUAGCCUGACAGAAGAUGAGUCUAUCUCAGAAGACAGGAUGCAGCCACUUUCCAAAACAAUAAAGAAAUCUCAUGCUUCUAAUCAAGUUGAAGAAAAUGACACUGUUUUUGUAAGACUUCUCAAGACAUCUGGACUUACUCUUAAAACUGGACAGAAUCAGAAUCAACUGGCUGUGGACCAAAUAGUUUUCCAAAAGAAGCUCUUUCAGACCCUGAGGAAACAUCCUUCUUAUCCCAAAGUAAUCGAAGAAUUUGUCAAGGGCCUGGAGUCUUACAUUGAGGACAGUGAAAGUUUCAGGAACUGCCUUCUAUCCUGUGAACGUCUGCAGGAUGAGGAAGCCAGCAUGAGCACAUCUUACUCUAAGAGUCUCAUUAAACUACUUCUGGGGAUUGACAUAUUACAGCCUGCUAUUAUCAAAACUUUAUUUGAAAAGUUACCAGAAUUUCUUUUUGAAAAACCAAACAGCGAUGGAAUCAGCAUGCCUCGACUCAUUAUCAGUCAGCUGAAAUGGCUUGAGAGAAUUGUGGAUGGCCAGGACCUCACCACCAAAAUCAUGCAGCUGAUCAGCGUUGCUCCAGUCCCUCUGCAACAGGACUUUGUCACCAGCCUUCCUGAGAUCCUGGGGGAUGCGCAGCAUGCUGACGUAGCAAAUGAACUCAGUGACCUGCUGAUGGCGAACACGGCUCCACUUACUGUCCCAAUCCUGGAUGUCCUUUCCAGCCUCCGACUUGACACAAAUUUCCUGUCUAAGAUACGGCAAUUGGUGAUGGGUAAACUGUCAUCUCUCAGAUUGGAUGAUUUACCUGUGAUAAUGAAGUUUAUUCUUCAUUCUGCAACAGCCACCAAUGCAUUUGAGGUAAUUACUGAACUUCGGAAGAAGUUUGACCUGCACCACUUCAUGUUGCCUUCACAGUUUCUUGCCUCCCAAAACAAGUUGAAAAGUAAAGGAGGAGCAAGUUCUUCAGGAAGUCAAGAAAACACCAGUAAAGACUGUAUUGUUCUUCUCUUUGAUGUUAUAAAGUCAGCGGUUAGAUAUGACAAAACCAUUUCAGAAGCCUGGAUUAAGGCAAUUGAAAGCAUUACCUCUGUGGCUGAACACAAGAUUUUUGAUGUGGCGAUGCUUCUGGUCAUCUACAGCACCAGCACCCACACAAAGAAGUACAUAGAGAGGGUGCUCAGAAACAAGGUUCGAUUAGGCCACAUUGAAAAGCAUCUGCUAGAGAAUACAUUCUGUGUGCAUGACCUGGUUCUUAAGGAUAUUUGUCCAUCCAUUCUGUCAUUGGCUCAAAGUUUGUUUCACUCGCAAGACCCAAGUAUAAUUUCAUUUGGCAGUCUCCUGUAUACAUAUGCUUUUAGAUUUUUUGACACUUACUGCCAGCAGGAAGUGGUGGGUGCCCUGGUGACCCACGUCUGCAGUGGGAAUGAAGCUGAGGUCGACACUGCACUGGACGUCCUCCUCGAGCUGAUCGUCCUAAACCCGUCUGCUAUGAGGCUCAAUGCUGUUUUCGUGAAGGGCAUUUUGGAUUAUCUGGAGAAUAUCUCCCCUCGACAAAUAAGAAAACUCUUCUAUAUUCUCAGCACACUGGCAUUCAGCAAACAGCAUGGAACUAGCAGCCACAUCCAGGAUGACUUGUACCUGGUGGUCCGGAAACAGCUCUCUAGCACUAUAUUCAAGUACAAGCUCAUUGGGAUUAUUGGCGCAAUCACCAUGGCUGGAAUCAUGGAAGGAGACAGUAUUCCUAAUUCUACCCAAGGGAGAGCUGACCUGAGCAGUGACAAGUGCACACAGGUCACCUCCUUGCUGCAGUUAGUUCACUCCUGUACAGAGCAAUCUCCUCGGGCCUCAGCACUUUACUAUGAUGAAUUUGCCAACCUGAUCCAGGAAGGAAAGCUAGCUCCAAAAACCUUGGAAUGGGCAGGCCAGACCAUCUUUAAUGAUUUCCAGGAUGCCUUUGUGGUGGACCUCUGUGUUGUUCCAAAAGGUGACUUUCCAUUUCCUGUGAAAGCUCUCUACGGACUGGAAGAAUACAAUACUCGUGAUGGGAUUGCAAUUAAUCUCUUGCCAUUGCUGUCUUGGACGUUUGCAGAAGAUAAGGGUCAAAUUGCUUCACAGGAACCAGGGCAAAAAUUGGUGUCUGCACUGUGCCUGGCUCCCUAUUUCCGAUUACUGAGACUUUGUGUAGCAAGACAACAUAAUGGAAACCUGGAGGAGAUUGAUGGUCUUCUAGAUUGUCCUCUAUUUCUUACUGACUUGGAGCCUGUAGACAAGCUGGAGUCCAUGUCGGCUAAAGAGCGUUCAUUCAUGUGUUCACUUAUAUUUUUUACACUCAACUGGUUCCGAGAGGUUAUGAAUGCUUUCUGCCUACAAACACCACCUGAGAUUAAAGGGAAGCUACUCUCUCGGUUAAAAGACAUCGUAGGGCUGCAGGGAAUCUUGGAAAAGUACUUGGCAGUCACCCCAGACUUUGUCCCUCCUCUUGCACAUUUUGAUUUGGAAACUUUAAAUGGAAUACCUCAUAGCAGUUCUGCCUCAGCAAAAAACAGAAAAAAAACAAAGUUAGGAGGAAUUAAACGAAAAGCAGAUGGCAGCAAAGUAUUGUCCCCUGACAAACUUUCCAAGGAAGAUGACACAGAAUGUGACACUGAGCUGUCCGGUAGAAGCCACGUAGACAAGGAGUCCACAGAGAUGGAAGGAAAGACAUCUGUGUCAUUACAAAAUUACCAUGCUUUUUUCCGAGAGCUGGACAUUGAGGUCUUCUCUAUUCUACACUGCGGACUUGUGACAAAGGUCAUCCUAGAUACUGACAUGCACACUGAAGCAACAGAGGUUAUGCAACUUGGGCCUCCUGAGCUGCUUUUCUUGCUGGAAGAUCUCUCCCACAAGUUAGAGAAUAAACUGACCCCGUCUUUUGCCAAGAGAAUUCCCUUCCUCAAGAAUAAAGGAAGCUGGAAUGUUGGAUUCUCACAUCUCCAUCAGAAAUCUACCCAGGAAGUUGUUCAUUGUGUUGUUCAGCUUUUGGCCCCAAUGUGUAACCAUUUGGAGAACAUUCACAACUACUUCCAGUGCUCAGUUGCUGAUAGGCUGGGAGGGAAAACUCCAGAAUCCCACAUCAUGUCUUCCUGUUAUCAGAAGCUACUGCAGAUUUUUCACAGCCUUUUUGCUUGGAGUGGAUUUUUUCACAUUGGAAAUCGCAGUUUGCUAUACUCAGGCCUUGAGGUCCUUGCUAGCCGGCUGAAGCAGAUAGAACGGGAUCAGCCAUUGGAGGAUCUGAUCAGCCAGAGCUUCAACUACUUGCAAAAUUUCCAUCACAGCAUUCCCAAUUUCAAGUGUGGUCUUUAUCUCCUCAGACUUCUGAUGGUCCUCUUGGAGAAAUCUACAGCUCCUGCUCAGAAGAAAUUAAAAAUUGCUUCCAUGGCCAAACAAUUUCUGUGUCAGGUUUGGCCGCAUGGGGAGGGAGAGAAGAAUGCUGGCUUCAAUGACCAACUCCAUGACAUGCUUUGCAUCUACCUAGAGCACACAGACAGUGUUCUGAAAGCCAUAGAAGAGAUUGCUGGUAUUGGAGUCCCAGAACUGAUCAACUCCCCAAAAGGUGCAUCUUCUUCCACGUUCCCUACACUGAACCGAGACACCUUUGUCAUCUUCUUCCGAGUGAUGAUGGCUGAGCUGGAGAAGACAGCGAAAGGUCUUCAGGCUGGCACAGCAGCAGACUCUCAGCAGUGGAAGGUGAAAGCUGGGUUGUGUUUUCCCUGGCUCCUGCCCAGUUCGCCACUUGCCACCUGGCAUGAGAUUCAUGAAGAGAAGCUCCUCUACUGGAACAUGGCGGUUCGAGACUUCACUAUCCUCAUCAACCUGAUAAAAGUAUUUGAUAGUCGUCCUGUUUUACAUGUAUGUUUGAAGUAUGGACGGCUCUUUGUGGAAGCAUUUCUGAAGCAAUGUAUGCCUCUUCUAGACUUCAGUUUUAGAAAACACCGGGAUGAUGUUCUGAGCUUACUAGAAACCUUCCAGUUGAACACAAGGCUGCUUCAUCACCUUUGUGGACAUUCCAAGAUUCACCAGGACACAAGACUCACCAAACAUGUGCCUUUGCUCAAAAAAACACUGGAGCUGUUAGUUUGCAGAGUCAAAGCCAUGCUUGUCCUUAAUAAUUGUAGAGAGGCUUUUUGGCUGGGAAAUCUCAAAAAUCGGGACUUGCAGGGUGAAGAGAUUUUGUCCCAGAAUUCCCAGAGGAUCUUCACAGUGGAAUGUGAAGAUGGCAGGACAAUCCGUAUCUCCCAGAGCAUGGAGGAUGAUGAUGUUGACGUGAGUGAUGAAGAGCCCCAGGGCGGUGAUGAGAGUGGAGACACGUCUGACUAGCUAGGCUCAGGGAGGCUGCUCCUCCCCAUCUCGGCUCUGUGCAAUCUGCUUUCUUUCGAUUUGGAAGCGUCUUGUUUGUCCUUCACGAGGAUGUUUUAUGUCACUAACUUAAGCGUUUCGUGGUUUGUCUAACCCCAUCCGAGUUCUUGCCCAGUACUGCAGCGCAAGGUCACUGUUGGUUUGGAUAAACAAUGGCAGUACUGUUUGCAGAUUAAAACCCUCUGGAGUUAGGGCUUUGGGCUUUGGGUGUUGGUGUUCAAACUGAUUUAUCCUAGAAUUUAGGUGUAUACCUGCUUUACAAAUAAAUGUUUUUCUAACUUUUA
This is a messenger RNA of Perognathus longimembris pacificus (Pacific pocket mouse), 4849 nucleotides long. It is a transcript of the gene Fancd2, whose product is annotated as FA complementation group D2. Gene Ontology annotation, cellular component: condensed chromosome; nucleus. The transcript is spliced from 45 exons. The record is from RefSeq and is a predicted model, not a curated record. NCBI's taxonomy places the organism in Eukaryota, Metazoa, Chordata, Mammalia, Rodentia, Heteromyidae. Gene Ontology annotation, molecular function: DNA polymerase binding. The coding region runs from base 132 to 4526 and encodes 1464 amino acids. Gene Ontology annotation, biological process: homologous chromosome pairing at meiosis; double-strand break repair involved in meiotic recombination; interstrand cross-link repair.